Molecule: messenger RNA, 975 nt
Organism: Lachnellula hyalina
Lineage: Eukaryota; Fungi; Ascomycota; Leotiomycetes; Helotiales; Lachnaceae
Exons: 2
Coding region: 1-975 (324 amino acids)
Biological process (GO): vacuolar proton-transporting V-type ATPase complex assembly
Cellular component (GO): endomembrane system
Source: RefSeq, a predicted model, not a curated record
AUGGUGUUUCUAACCAUGACAACUGUUAUAGUGGAAGGGCUGGAGAAGAUACGGACUUCAAAGCCUGAAGAGGAGAAGGACGAGCCCCGAGAGAAGGGUGCGGAAGAAGGCAACUCCGCAGACGAUAGCCCCAGCGAGAAUCUGCCAGUCGCUACAGUCCAAGAGGCGGCCGAUAAGCAACAAGGCACUGUGAAAGGAAGCUCGUCGAAUGUCUCAGUUGGAACAGCAAACUCGACCCUAGAUGAGAAGGCAGAAUCAACAGAGCCUUCACUGGAGAAUCCCAAAGUCGGAAACCCAAUAUCUCACGGCCAAGUCAUCGACCUAUCAAGGCAAUUGAAAGCCCAAGGAUUAUCGCCCUGUAGUUUGGAGAUUCUGCUAAAAGGGGUGAGAGUCUAUAUACCACCCCCUCCAGCAAAGAAGGAACCUACAUCCGAAUAUAAAGCCCUAAUGGCUCGUCUCCGCUACGAAGAAGAAAACAGAGCUUACUCACGAAUGACCCAAUCCGCUCCACCUCUCGAGACUUUCGCGUCACGCUUCCCCACCACCUCAUCCGCCAAUGCAUUCGCUAUGAACCACGAGCCCGCAUCUUCUGAGGAGGAGGAAGUCGUAUACGCGGACAUCGAUCGGCAGGUUGCGCUCAUUCUAAAUGUUCUCGUUAGUAUCGUUGCUUGUGCAGGAGCUAUCUGGGUGGUUGCAAGGUGGUGGAGCACACCAGUACGACUUGCGCUCAGUAUGAGUGGUAGUGCGUUGGUGGGCAUUGCGGAGGUGGUGGUUUACUCUGGGUAUAUCAGGAGGGUUGGUGAGGCGAAGGGGAAGGAGGGAAAGUUGAAAGAGGUUAAGGAGGUGGUGAAGACUUGGGUUAUUGGGGGCGAGGACGACGAUGAAGGAUUCGGGGAAGAAAGUCACUCAAUUCCAGUCGAACGUAGGAGUGAUGCGGAUAGUAAAGCUCGAAGGCGGAGGAAAGAAAAUUCUUAA